AACGGAGGGUUAUUAUGAUUUGAGUGUUUGUUAAAUGAAUGUAAUGCAAAACCUGCAAACAUUAACGAACGUGUAUCAAACGCAAUUUAACGUACCUCCAGUAACGCAACCAGCUCCGCCGAAAAAGCCCGAUUUUCGGCAGAAUUUUCGCACCUUCCGGUCGGCAUGGCGUCGGAUUCGCUCAAGAGCUGCCUGACCUGCUGCCGGCAGACGGAAAACUUCCUGCGCAUCACCGAGAGCGACGAGGCGAGCGAGGAAAACGUCGAAGCUGUUUUCGCCACACACUUUUGGUUUACCAAGGACGAGUGCCAUGGUCGCAUCGUUUGUACCAGCUGUUGGGAGAAAAUUGACGAUUUUCAUAAAUUUUAUUGCGACGUGAAGAAGGUACACCAUCCGUUGAUCAAACAGGAGCAGGACGAUGGGUUGGAGGAGCCGGUUUUGGAGAGCAAAGAGGACGUAAAAGGAGCUGAUGAUCGUCUACUGUAUGCUGAGGUUAUAUGUAAGCUAGAGGAGGAAAACAAAUCGGAAAUCGCCAGCGAGCCUGAAGCUAACAACCCAAACGAUGACGAGUCAACCAGUUCAAGUGAAUCGGAAUCGAACUCAACAUCCUCGGACUCUGAUUCGGACGUUCCACCGGUGAGGCGAACCAAGCGUAAACGGAGAACAAGGACAAACAUUGAACUGAACUGCAGCUUGUGCGCGGAUGAAGGAACGUACUGCGAGCCGUUCUACACGUGGUACAAGUUGAAUGUGCACUUUAAGCAAACCCAUGGGCAGAAUGGAUUCAUGUACUGCUGCAGCAAACGAUUCGUUACGAAGCCGCUCUACUUGAAGCACAUUAAAAGUCAUGGACGAUCAGCGCUGGAGCAAAAGCACUGCUUGGAGUGUAAGUGUUCGUUCAAAGAGAGUGGACUGGCUCGGCACAUGAUCAUUUUCCAUACCCCAGAGGAAGAGAAGCAGUUCAAGUGUGAUCGCUGCGAGAAAGCAUUCCCCGAAGAGGAUCUGCUCAAAAGUCACAUAAGCUGGCACGAUGAGGUGGAGCAGCUGAAUCAUCACUGUGCGAUUUGUAACCGGUACUUUACUGGGGCAGGGCUCUUGAGAACUCACAAUGAAAAUCAUCAUUCAACGGUGCCAGCGGAAACGGCGACGGAGGCCAUGUCUGCAGACAGGCGUAAACGAAGUACGCCGGAAGAUAUCGCCAAGCAAGAUGAACUUAUCAGCCAGUAUGUCACAAUGAUCUGCUCAAAGUGUGACUUUGUUGGUGCAAACUUUAAAGAACUUUCGUCACACGCUAAAAGUGCGCAUAAUAUGCCCACUUACUCGGUGAUUUGUUGUGAACGAAAGUUUAGCAAACGGUUCCGCUUGUACGAGCACUGUCUGAAACAUUUGAACCCGGACCACUUCAAGUGCGAACUUUGCGAUAAAACGUUCACCGACAGUGACGGUCUGCAAAGUCACCGCUGGUUCAUCCACACGCCCGUCUCGGAGCGACCUUUCAAGUGCGAUGUAUGUGGCGAUGCUUACGUUAAAGAGUACUUGCUAAAGGCUCACAUGGAUCGCCAUCUGGACAAGGAACGCAAGACGCACACCUGUGACUCGUGCGGUGUAACGUACACCACGCUGCCUCAGCUGAAGGCCCACCAGCAGAACGUCCACGGUGCGAUGAGCGAUUGGGUUUGCGACGUGUGCGCCAAAGGAUUCGCCCACCGUGCCCUGCUUGAGCGACACCGCCUUACGCACACAGAAGAAGGCCAGAGAAGUUUAAAGGAACAGUGUGAAAAGUGCCACAAAUGGCUCAUCAACAGGACGUCGUACUUGCGUCACCGGAAGCUCUGCGGAAACAGUACCGGACCGGCCAAGUGCGAUCUGUGCGAGCACGUUUCGGUUAACGCUCACGCGUUGUCCGUGCACAAAAAGCUUAACCAUACGGAUCGUCCCAAGUACGCUUGCCAGUACUGUGGCAAGGAGUUUAAAAAACAGUUGCGAUUGAAGGAACACGAAGCAAACCACGCCGGAAUCGUGCUGUACAAGUGUCCGUUCUGUCCGCGCGAGUGCAACUCCAGCUCGAAUAUGUACACCCAUAAGAAAACGGCCCACGCGGAACAGUGGGCGGCCGUCGUGGCAGCGAAGCACAGCAAAUGAAAUGGUGCACCUUUUCUGUGACAGUUAGUGGAAUAAACAUUUAAUGAAAUCGGGAA
Molecule: messenger RNA, 2198 nt
Organism: Culex quinquefasciatus (southern house mosquito)
Lineage: Eukaryota; Metazoa; Arthropoda; Insecta; Diptera; Culicidae
Product: transcription factor grauzone
Biological process (GO): regulation of DNA-templated transcription
Cellular component (GO): nucleus
Molecular function (GO): zinc ion binding; RNA polymerase II cis-regulatory region sequence-specific DNA binding; DNA-binding transcription factor activity, RNA polymerase II-specific
Source: RefSeq, a predicted model, not a curated record